Molecule: messenger RNA, 2526 nt
Organism: Plasmodium gallinaceum
Lineage: Eukaryota; Apicomplexa; Aconoidasida; Haemosporida; Plasmodiidae
Product: GTPase-activating protein, putative
Exons: 7
Coding region: 1-2526 (841 amino acids)
Source: RefSeq, a predicted model, not a curated record
AUGGAUUUAUAUGAUAAGAUAGAAAAUAAGGUAAAUAUUAAUGAAAAAGAAAUUAUUAGCAUAGAAAAAGGGAAAAUACCUUUUAUUAAUAAAAAUGAUUCAUUAAAUAAAAAAUUGGAAGAUAUACAAAAAUUUCCAGAAGAAGAACAUUUUAAUGAUGAUAAAUUUAAAAGUAAUAAAACGUUUUAUAAAAAUAUAAAACCAAAUUUAGAAGAUCAAAAGUUUUAUCAAAACUGUUAUUUAGAUGAGAAUAAUGAAAAAAAGGAUUUAUCUAAUGCUAUUAGGAAGGAAAAUAAUGAUGUUGAAAAAAGUAAUAGCUUUUCUGAUGUAAUGGUAAAAAGUAUUAUAUUUGAUGAUCAGAUAAGCUUAAAUUUCUCAGAUGAGUUAAAAAAUAAUAAUUCACCUGAUGAUACUAUAGAAGAAAAAAAUAAAAUUUCAUUUAAUAAUUUAUAUAAUAGAAACACCUUAUCCCAAAACAAAUUAAUUGAAAAUUAUCUUAAACAAUAUUUCGUAAAUAAUGAUAAUAAGGAAAAUAUGAAAUUAGAAGGUAUAGUUCCAAGAAAUGUUUAUGAAUACAACAACAAUAUUAUGUAUCAUGAAUUGUAUGUUGAGUUAUUGCAUGUAAAUAAGAAUCUACAAAAUGAAAUUAAAACAUUAAAAAAAAUAAUUGAAAUGCAAAAAAUUUUGAUUGAAAGCAAAGAAAUAAUUGAUGAUAAGAUAGAUGAAAAAAAAAAAAUUAGUAAUAAAAAAUUUGUUAAUAAUAAUUAUUUUUUAAACUUUUUUAAUAAAAAGAAAAAGAAAAAGAAAGAUUUUCCUACAAAUAAAGAACAGUCUGAAAAAUGUUUUAACAAAAAUUCAUAUUCAAAAUGUGAAAAAAUAUAUGAUAUUGAAGUUGAUUAUAAAACAUAUUUUGAAAAAAUAGAUGAAAAAAUAGGAAGUAAAAAAGACAAAUAUAUAAAAUUACCAUUAGAUGAAAAUAAAUAUUCAGAACACUUUAAUCAGAAUUGUCCCCCUAGUAGCAGUAGCUUCUUUACAAAUAAAAAUAAGGAAUUUGAUAAUAAUAAAAGAGAAAAUAUUUUUAGUGAAAUGGAACAAGAUUUGAAAUACGAAAGUGCAAAUAAGAAAGAAGAAAAAAAUAAUAACAGUAGUAAAAAUGAAGAAAUUAGUAAUCUUAUUUAUUGGUAUGAAGAAAUAUUACCAAUGAUAAAAAAUGACAAAAAUAAAAAAUUAUUAAUUAGUUGUAUGAUUAAUAAUUAUAUGCCAAAAAAAAUAAAAGAGUAUUUUUGGGAAUUGAGUAUUAAUAAUAAACUAAAUUUGACAAAAUAUUUUGUUCAAGUAUUAAUUAAAAAUACUGUUUUUAUGCAAUCCUAUGUAUAUUCUAAUAAUAAGCAAUAUCACAACCAUGUUAUAAGAUAUUUCAAAUCAUUAAAAAUCUCACGAGAUAAAUUUUUAAAUUUAAAUACUGCAGAAACAGAACUAAAACAUAAUUAUAAUAUAGAAAAAAACACAAAUGUGUAUAUGGGUUAUCAAAAUAAUUCAUUAAUUUAUGAAAAUGAUAAUAAUAAUAAUAAUGAAAAGGAGGAUGGAACUAACGAACAUACUAAUAAUGAGACAAAUAAUACAGGAAAUAAUAAUACUGAAAUAAAUUCUUAUGAAAAUCAUUUAAAUGUGAAUAACAAUAACGAAGAAAAAAAUAUUAGUAAAAAUAAUGAAAAUAAUAAUAAAAAUAACAAUGAAGAUACAUCUAAUUCUAAUAUGAGACUAUUCCAAAAUCUCUCUAUUGAAAAGUUUUUUUAUCAAAUAUUAAUUGAUUUGGAUAGAACAAUUUAUAUAUUAAAAAAAAAUCAGGAAUAUUUUAAAAAAUAUAACAUUACUAUAGAUAAUUUUAUACUUACUAUUAACUUAUCUGAUAUGAAAAAAAAAUUAAAUACAUUAUUACAGAUGUAUGUACUUUUUAAACCAGAACUAGGUUAUGUGCAGGGAAUGUCUUACAUUGCACUGAUCUUUUUGUUAUAUUGUGAUUUAGAAACAGCUUUUGUUCAUUUUGCUAAUUUCAUGGACAAAAAAGAUAUUUAUAAUUUUUAUAGUUUCAAUAAAGAGGAAAUAAAAGCUUAUAUUUAUACUAUAAAGGAAAUUUUACUAAAAAGAAAUAUAGAAAUUUAUAAAGAAAUUAUUAAACAUUAUAAUAUAGAUAAUAUUUUUAUUCAAUGGAUUUUCACUGUUUUUUUUAUAUGCCUACCUUUUCACAUAUUUAUACGUUUAUUUGAUAUAUAUACAUUUUAUGACGAAAUAAUAUAUGAGAUAAUUAUAUGCAUAUUUACUUACCUUGAUAAAUUUUAUCAUUUUGAUAAUAUUGAUAUCGUUGUAAAAAAUCUGUCUACUUUUUCUUUUAAUAUAAAUAUUCAGGAAGAUAAAUUUUGGGAUUUGUUAAAAAUAACAAAAAUUAAGAAGAGCAAAAUUAUACAUUAUAGAAAAAAAUACUUUGAUAAAAUUAACAAUUGUGUAAAUGAAAAAGAUUCCACAUAA